GUUCCAGAGGAGUAAGACGCAUGAGAAACUGGAGCAGCUGAUUAUUGAACAUAAACAUCAAGUACUCAUCUUUAACGCAUCUCAAGAGCGCGGAAUACAUUAAUAGAUAUACUAGUGCUGUGAUGUUCAAGAGAGUUUAAUUAGACGAGAAACGCGUCAUUCGAGACUUGUGCGAUUUAAGUUCUUUCAAUGGAAGACUCUACGUAAGCAUCUAGUAAAACAUCAUCCUCAUGGAUCUCUAUAGACCUUCAUUGUUGAUGUGGACAAAAGCAGCAGAGCAUCUAGAUUGCGGAUCAGAGCUUCAGUAGAGGUGGGCAGCAGUCGGAGGAGAACUUGCAGCAGGGAAUGCCGGGAGGAGACAGCUUUCCCGAUGGAGAAGAGGAGAACUCUUCUCCAGGCUCCAGCAAGCGUGCAGGGCAGACGAACCAAACUAACAGCGGGCAGGACCCCGGGACCAGCGGAUCCGGAUCAGGUGAGGAGGAGGAGGCUGAGGAGCAGCGAGGAAGAACCAGCAGAGGGGAAAGCUCAGCGGGGUGUGAGGAGAGCCGAGGAGAGCAGACGCACGAGGAUGUGGACAUGAACAGUGGCCACGACUCCAGCAGCGGAAACGACAGCGUCGGUGGGUCACGACAUCAUCACUCCUCAGCCAAUUGCAGCCCUGGAAGCACCACGGGAUCAGGAAGCACCAAGAGCUCAAAAUCUGCCACUGGUUCGUCAUCGUCCAGCUUUCAUAGCGCUCAUCACACGGAGUGCAGUGAGCAGACGGAGCACGGCCGUGAACAGACGCACCGAGAGAUGAUGCAGACGGUGCAGCAGAUGAAGAAACGGCUGCCGUCUGAGAAGAGAAGCCGCAGUAAAGCCAGUACUGUAGAGGCACUGAACUAUGCACUGAACUGUGUCAAACAAGUACAAGCAAACAGUGAGUACUACAACUUACUAAUGAGCAGUGGACUGGAGGAGAGACGAGAUGCUACCGUGUGCACGCUGGAGGAGCUGGAGGGAAUCACAUCAGAACACACGCUGAAAAACACCGACACGUUUGCGGUGGUCUUCUCUCUGGCCUCUGGGAAGGUGGUUUACACUUCCGAAAAGGCCUCCAGUGUGCUUCACUGCAAGAGGAAGUUUCUGGAAUCUGCCAAGUUCGUGGAGCUGCUGUACCAUCAGGACGUCAAUGUGUUUUACUCGCACACGGCGCAACCGUCGCUGCCGCCCUGGAACGUGGGCACAGACAGCGCGGCGGUUCUGUUUGAAUGUGCCCAGGUCAAGUCCUUCUUCUGUCGAAUCAUAGGAGGGAAGGAUAGAGAUGGAGAAAUGCGUUAUAGUCCUUUCCGGCUCACUCCGCACCUGCUGAAGGUUCAGGGAUUGAGCGUAGAGGAGCCGUGCUGUCUGGCCCUGGCCGAGCGCAUCAUCUCAGGAUAUAAGGCCCCUCGCAUUCCCAUGAACAAGCGCAUAUUCAGCACGACUCAUUCGCCAGGCUGUGUCUUUUUAGAAGUGGAUGACCGAGCGGUGCCUUUGCUCGGCCACCUCCCUCAGGACCUGAUCGGUACCUCAGUUCUGACCUGCCUUCAUCCAGACGACCGCCUGCUCAUGCUGGCCAUGCACCGCAAAAUUCUGAAGUACGCAGGCCAGCCUCCGUUUGAACACUCACCCAUCCGCUUUCGGUGUCAAAACGGCGACUACAUCACCUUGGACUCCAGCUGGUCCAGCUUCAUCAACCCUUGGAGCCGUAAGGUGGCUUUCAUCAUCGGCAGGCACAAAGUUCGCACUGGACCUCUGAAUGAGGACGUUUUUGCUGUGCGGAGUAAAGCCGAGCAGCUGAUCAUGUGUGAGGAUGUUAAAGAGCUGCAAGCCAUGAUCUACAAGCUCUUCCUUCAGGUCACUGCCUUAGAAGAUGCUCCAAUGGGUAGCGAGCCAACAGACUCCGCCCCCACCACCUCCUCAGCCGCUCAGGAGGAGUUACUCGUGGUGGGUCUUACUAAAGAGGUGCUGUCGGCUCACACGCAAAAGGAGGAGCAACAAUUCGUGGAUCGUUUCCAACAUCGUAUCCUGCAGAGUCCCUACAGCUCCUACCUCCAGCAGGACAACAGCAGCAUGGCCCAUUCUCAUCACAGAGCUGAUGUCAUGCGUCCUCCGAACAAACACAAGCGUCCCAAACCAGAAGACACAUCCGACAGCUACGGCUCCCAGCCGGGCAACUACUGGUCACUUCUCGGCCCCACAGGAGCGCCUCAUUCCUCCUGGCCUUCCUCAGAAUCCUCUCAGCCCCUGCCGUCCAACAUCGGCUUUGUGCCGCCCAUGGCAGUGCCCAUGCAAACGGCCCCUUACUUCACCGUGGUCGGUGCGGAUCAGCAGCCCAUGGUGGUCCAGCCUGACCAAGGUGUCCAGAACCUCCAACCCAUGCAUCCCAUGAUGGUCGUCCUGCUUCCUAGCUACCCCAUGUACCCCGGUAACAAUGGCAUGUACCUGCAGGAGAUGCCCAUCCCGGCGCCCGGAGUCGUUCCCCAGCCUCCCUUUAAUAUGGGCGGCUACGUCCCACCUGGUGGACACCUGCCACAUGGGUCUCCGUCGCAGGGCCAUCCUCCAGGUCCCACCGUCACAGGAGUCGGGAUGGCACAGGUCAACUCAAUACCCGCCCCUUGGUUUGGGGAAGACCUUCAUGCAGCACAGCCCACGGCACUCUUCUCCAGCUCUCGCUCCAGCUCGCCCAUCCAGCUGAACUUACUCCAGGAGGAGCUGACCAAGCCCACCGAAGCCCAGAACAGCACCGGUCCAGAGAGUCUGCAUGAACACCACGCCAAAGCGGAGGACGCUCCCAGCGAGUCGGGUAACCAAGACGCCCAUUCUAGCUCCAGUGAAAUGCUUGGCCAGUUGCUACAGGAGGACGCCCGCUCAGGAACAGGCUCAAAUGCCUCGGGCAGUGGCUCCGGAGAGUCGGGAGGCUCUCUGGGCUCUGGGUCAGGACUCGGUUCUAACGGAACAUCCACCAGCCAUACAGGCAGCAGCAACAGCUGCAAGUACUUCGCCAGCAACGAUUCAUCGGACACAUCGCGGAAAGCGCGCAAGUCCGCAGAGCCCCAGGAACGUGAGCGUAUGACCUUCACAAAGCAAGUGGACAAUUCGUUAUGGAGCAUGAUCAAGCAGAUGCCCGAACCCGUCAUGAUGACCUAUCAGAUCGGCCCCAGGGAUCAGGCGCAGGUUCUUCAGGAAGACCGGGAGAAGCUGCUUCUGAUGCAGCCCAUGCAGCCCUGGUUCACCCAGGACCAGAAGAAGGAGCUGGCCGAGGUUCAUCCCUGGAUCCAUCAGCACACGGUCCCACAGGAGAUCAACACACAGUGUUGUGCGAGUUGUACCACCAUGGAACCGGGCGAGGAACUAAAUCUUCAGACUGACUCUCCAAACCCUCCGACUCCUGACAGCUCCUGUCCGCCAGACCCAACACCGACACCUGACCGCAGACCCUGCUGGACCUCCGGCCUUCUGGGACUCAGUGAUUCUUCUGCACUCAGCUGGGAAUCGUGGGAAGAGACGGACCCCGCAUCCGCGUGUCUCAUAUUUCCUCCUGAAGUCACGAAACGAGGAGAGCCCUUUGCACUCGAUCAGACCACGUCAGCGUGAGUUUGGACACUCGCAGAAGACGUCACAUGACCAUGCAUUUCUCUCUGCUGUUCUCCGUUACAGUCCAUGGACCCAAACAACUGUGAAUAUUAGACUAUAAUUUGGUAGUCACCAGUGUGGCUCGUAAUUUUUUAAACUGUUGCCCAAAUGUUUUUUUGUUUUUUUUUUAAGAAAACUUUUUGUUAAUUAAUAAUGUGUCCUCUACUGAAUCUUGCAGGCUCAGGAGGGUUCAUGAUCUCCCAGAAGUACCUGUAAUGAGUUUCCUGAUCACUUGUGUAUAAAUGCGUAUAAAUGUCCCACAAUGCUGCAACAUCCUUUGCAGUUACUAAAGAACAUAAGCACUCACUGCC
This is a messenger RNA of Sinocyclocheilus anshuiensis, 3965 nucleotides long. It is a transcript of the gene per3, whose product is annotated as period circadian clock 3. Gene Ontology annotation, molecular function: transcription cis-regulatory region binding; transcription corepressor binding. NCBI's taxonomy places the organism in Eukaryota, Metazoa, Chordata, Actinopteri, Cypriniformes, Cyprinidae. Gene Ontology annotation, biological process: entrainment of circadian clock by photoperiod; circadian regulation of gene expression; negative regulation of transcription by RNA polymerase II. The record is from RefSeq and is a predicted model, not a curated record. The coding region runs from base 346 to 3615 and encodes 1089 amino acids. The transcript is spliced from 18 exons. Gene Ontology annotation, cellular component: nucleus; cytoplasm.